Parnassius apollo (apollo) is the source of this 2280-nucleotide messenger RNA. The record is from the annotation of a GenBank genome assembly. Lineage: Eukaryota; Metazoa; Arthropoda; Insecta; Lepidoptera; Papilionidae.
AUGGCAGUUAGUGGAAAUGAAAUUAAAAUUAAAACGCUUUAUGCCAAGAGGGACAUACUUUUUUCACGUAUACAAAGUAUUAGUGAUCACAUAAAGAACAUCAAUGUAGAAGCAGUGCGGGAAACUUUUUUGAAUGAAAUUGAAACGGUAGAUUCUUUGCGGACGGAUUACGAAAGAAUAUUAGACCAAAUUAAUCAUUUGGAAUUACAAAUCGACCCGAAAUACAUAGUGAACUACCAACCGCUUCUAGCAUUUGAAGAUAUGUUGUGUCGCGUGAAAAGAACGGAGAAACUCUUACAAUCUCAAAACGAAGCAAAGCCGGAAAUACAGGUACGUCCACGUAACUCAAUUAGGUUGCCGCCAAUAGAUAUUCCGGUAUUCAAUGGUGAUAUUAAGACAUGGCCCUUCUUCUUCAGUAGUUUUCAAAACAAUAUACACAAUAACCCAUCGUUAUCGGACGCUGAAAAAUUAUAUUAUUUAAUUAGUAAACUUAGUGGCAGAGCACAGUCAAUUUGCUCUGGUUUUACACCUACAGCAAACAAUUACUUGUUAAUACUCGAAACGCUUAAAACUAAAUAUGAAGAUAGGAGAAUGUUAGCUUCCGAAUAUUUGAACCAGAUAUUCGAUCUUAAACCUAUAUCAUCCGCGAACAUCAACGGCUUAGAGCAGUUCUUAGAUAUAUUUGUGGCAUCGGUAGCUGCACUUAAGAAUUUGAAAUUUAAUGACCUUAUGGACGUGGUGUUUCUCCAUAUUGCACUAAAGAAAUUAGACCCCGACACCGUGCGUGCGUUUGAAAUGGAGCAUCGUAGCUCGGAGAUGCCUUCCUUUCAUUCAUUAGCAUCGUUCGUGCGAGAUCAAAUAAAGGUGAUGCAGCGCUCUCCGAACGUUAAACAGGAGAUUAAAGGGUGCGUCGACCGUAGACAGACUCAACCAUCUAAAAUAGCAGGGUCGUUAAGUUACGUAACCGCUACGUCAACAUCACUUCAGCAUACUUGUAUCGUAUGUAAAGAUAAACACGGUAAUUUAUAUAAUUGUGCGACUUUUCGUAAAUAUUCACCAAGCGAACGUUAUAAAUUAGUAAAGACAAACAACCUAUGUCUGAACUGCUUAAGUGAUAAGCAUUUAGUUGCAAAAUGCAAUUCGAGUUCCGUAUGUAGCAAGUGCGCCAGGAAACAUCACACGCUAUUACAUUUUGAAAAUAGCAACAUAGCAGCGUCAAGUAAAGCGGAUAAGGAAUUCACCCCUACUAAAGUCAACGAUUCUAGCGGUCGACCUGGUGAUGUCGCUCUGUGCUCAUUGGCAAAUAUGGGAGCACAACCUCCUUCAACCGUGUUACUGGGUACGGCGCGUAUUGUGGUUAGGGAUUCGCGUGGAAACGAACAAGGCGUCCGUGCACUGCUGGACAGCGGAGCCCAAAAUAGCUUUAUAACGCGACAAUGUUGUCAGCGCUUAGGCUUAGUAAUAAAUAGGUCACUUUCAUGUCCUGUAGUCAAAGGCAUCGGAGGUACUAGUAAAGCUACCCAGGGACAUAUAAAUUUAAAAUUUUAUUCUCGGAUAGAUCGUAAUGUUAACUUUGAUAUAAAUGCACUAGUAGUGGAUAGGGUCACUGAACGGUUGCCAACCGUUUCGGUUGACACCUCGGCAAUGAUUGAAUUUAAAAAUUUGACUCUAGCGGACGACACUUACGCCGUUCCUGGAAACAUAGACAUGCUCAUUGGAGCAUCGCUUUUCCCUCAUCUUUUGUUAAACAAUAAGGUCAGGGGCAACUCCUCGCAUACCGCGCCUUACGCACUGGAAACCGUAUUGGGCUAUGUUAUCGUUGGCUCCGCCCCCAUCAUAGAUAGUAUUUCGGCAACCUCUUAUUGUGGUAUGGCUGUCGAACCGCUCGAGUCGUUAGUCCGCAAAUUUUGGGAGAUGGAGGAGGUGAACGUCCCACCCAUAGCUAGCUCGGAUGACAGAUUAUGCGAGGAAAUUUACGUCCGCACGACCGUUCGUGAUCGCGACGGUAGAUAUAGUGUAGCGCUGCCCUUUAAAGGAGAUGUUUUAUCUCUCGGCGAUUCGCGUCAAAUGGCGGAAAAACGUUUCUACAGCUUGGAGCGUAGGAUGCUCGCUUCACCCCAGUUAAAGGAAGCUUAUGACGGCGUCAUUAACGUAUAUAUAAGAGAAGGUUACAUAUCACUCGUGGCUUCGAAAUUAGAUAACUACGAAGACACACCGUCGUAUUUCAUACCACACCACGGGGUCAUUAGGGAGGACAAACUUACAUCUAAGUACGUGUAG